GUACCUGAACAGGCUGAAGAACGAUGAGGAGGCGUGUGUUGCAGCUCUUCAGGAAGGUUCUGUGUUCUUGUUCCACCACCUGGUUCCGCUGCUGCAGGGCGGAGCCAGAGGAACCCUCUCUCUGGCUCCUCUCACCUGCUCAGAUGUUCAGUCGGUUCUGGAGAACCUUGGUUCUGACGGAUCCCUGCUGAAGGAGUCGGUUCUGGUUGGUUGUUCAGAACAGAACCGGGCUCAGUUCUGUCUGGAUGUGGGAGAACUGGACCGAGCAGCAGUCGAAGCAGAGUGUAACGGAACCUUCGUGGACCUGAGGAAAGCCUUCUUUCUUCUGACCGAACCCGAGGCACCUCUGGUGGCCAAGGCUCAGGCUCUGCUGCGCUGGCACCAGGUCAACAGGUUCUGUGGAGCCACAGGGCAGCCGACCCAACGGAACCGGGCUGGCAGCCAGAGGGUCUGCAGCGGCAGCUCCAUCAUCUCCUACCCACAGAUGUCUCCGGUGGUUCUGGUUCUGGUGUCUGACGGGACUCGGUGUUUGUUGGGCCGUCAGUCGUCCUUCCCUCGGGGGAUGUACAGCGCCCUCGCUGGCUUCGUUGACAUGGGUGAGGGUCUGGAGGAGGCUCUGUGCAGGGAGGUGGCAGAGGAGGUGGGCUUGGAGGUCCAGAACAUCUCCUACAGCUCCUCACAGCAUUGGCCUUUCCCUCACAGCUCUUUCAUGCUGGGCUGCCAUGCCACUGUUAGCCCCGCCCACUCUCAGCUGAACGUGAACCAAUCAGAACUGGAGGAUGCUCGCUGGUUCACUCUAGAGGAAAUUACCUCUGCCCUGCAGGUGGAGGCUCCGCCCAGGAGAGGGGAAGAUCCCGCCUUCUGGCUGCCUCCCAGACACGCCCUCGCCAACCGCCUCAUCACAGAGUGGAGGGAUCGCCAGAGACACAGAGAGGACACGCCAAGGACGUCACAUGACAACUGAACGCAUCAAUGAGCUGACGACACGUGUUCCUGAUUUAUAAUCCAGACACGUGUUCCUGAUUUAUAAUCUGGACGCUUGUUCCUGAUUUAUAAUCCGGACGCUUGUUCCUGAUUUAUAAUCCGGACGCUUGUUCCUGAUUUAUAAUCCAGACGCUUGUUCCUGAUUUAUAAUCUGGACGCUUGUUCCUGAUUUAUAAUCCGGACGCUUGUUCCUGAUUUAUAAUCCAGACACGUGUUCCUGAUUUAUAAUCCAGACACGUGUUCCUGAUUUAUAAUCCAGACACGUGUUCCU
Austrofundulus limnaeus is the source of this 1255-nucleotide messenger RNA. RefSeq names its product nudix (nucleoside diphosphate linked moiety X)-type motif 13 (gene nudt13). Gene Ontology annotation, molecular function: hydrolase activity; metal ion binding. The record is from RefSeq and is a predicted model, not a curated record. NCBI's taxonomy places the organism in Eukaryota, Metazoa, Chordata, Actinopteri, Cyprinodontiformes, Rivulidae.